AUGAAGUGGCUUUUUCUCACUCUCGCCCUUGCGGCACCGUCUUGGGCCUACAUACGGUUCGGAUGUGCGACGCUCUCAGUACAACGCCUAGAUCCAGUUGUUGAGCCAGGAAGCAUUCCGUCAGCUCAUCUACACCAGGCAAGGAAUGCUUUCAAUGCUACUAUGAGUGGUGACAUCGGCGCAAAGGCCACUUGUACCACUUGCUCUUUCUCCGAAGACUUUAGCAACUAUUGGACUGCUGUGAUGUACUUCAAAGCCAGGAACGGCACUUACAAGCGUGUGCCACAGUACCCCAAUGCCCUGUUGGGUUCGUUGACUGGAGGCAUGACAAUCUACUACCUACAGCAAGACUUCAACUCUAAUGGCAAGACGAAAAUUACAUCCUUCAAACCUGGCUUCCGUAUGACCGUCGGUAGCCCCACUACUACUUCUGGAAGCAAUCCAGGCCUACGAUAUACUUGUUUGAAGGACAUUAUGACACGAGGCAGCGAAACAAACGACUUUCCUAAGCAGCCAUGCCCUGCAGGUAUUAUGGCUAUCCACCACUUUCCAGCCUGCUGGGAUGGUAAAAACCUCGAUAGCCCGAACCACCAAGACCAUAUGUACAACACAGUCAAAGGCGCAUUUCAGAACGCAGGGCCCUGCCCAUCUUCCCAUCCUGUGCGAAUGCCCCAGCUUGCCUUUGAAACCAUGUGGAAUACGACGGCUUUCAAUGACAAGUCCAUAUGGCCCGCCGAUGGCUCUCAGCCUUUUGUAUGGAGCUUCGACGAUCGUCGCGGCUAUGGAACGCACGGUGACUAUAUGUUCGGCUGGAAAGGAGACGCGUUGCAGAAAGCGAUGGACUCUACAAGUUUGGUUAGCAACAAUCUAAAGACACAGAGCGUUGCAGAAGCCAACAAGUGCACAAUAAAAAAUACGGUGAACGAUGACCUGGACGGAUGGCUUGACCACCUUCCAGGCGCUAUGCCGAUGUGA
Molecule: messenger RNA, 975 nt
Organism: Paraphaeosphaeria sporulosa
Lineage: Eukaryota; Fungi; Ascomycota; Dothideomycetes; Pleosporales; Didymosphaeriaceae
Exons: 7
Coding region: 1-975 (324 amino acids)
Source: RefSeq, a predicted model, not a curated record